UAUCAAAUGAAAGAUAAUUGAAUGGACUAUAUGUUUGUAAACUUAAUUCUUCAGUUUAACUAAAAUAAACUACCACAAAUGACACCCGAAUAGCACUGAGUCUAAAGGAGAUGCGUUUCCGGUUCCAUUUUGUCUAAAUACUAUUCGAAUGUCAUUAAUUUGUGGUAGUUUAUUUUAGUUAAACUUAAGAAGUACAAAUCCUACAAUAAUUUUAAAAUAUUUUUCAAUGAACCCAAACUCUAACUUCUCGGACCCAGUUCCGAAUAGCCGCAGCCAUUGAAGGCAGAAGGUGGGGAGCAGUGCAUCGAUAAACGCCAAAAGUAGGCAUAUUGAUAGUGGCAAUCGGCGCCAGCUCUGAAUCCCGUGCUACCACCUACAUAAGUUAAUAAAUAUCAUUAGUAUUUUAGCCUAACUUAAUCAAUGUUAUGUUAUUAAUAAUUCAUCCCAGUUUUGGCACCCUGGGGCUAUAAUGCCAUGCCUUUGACUUUGAUUGGAUUGGUACCACCUUAGUCUUAGUCUUAGUUUCGCCUCUGGAUUCUAUAUUAAGUUAUAAGUAAAAUAUAGUCCAACUACUUUUAUAACAUGAAAGUGAAAUACUUUUUCUUUCGGUUUAAGAACAUAUCACUAUAAUAAUAACAUCCACAUGUGAAUGUUUAUUUGAAAAUGAAUAGAUACAAAGACAAAGGUGCAAUAAGUGUAAUUAUUAUCCCUUUGAUUUUGGGGGUUUGGGGACUGGAGAUGAAAGUGAAAGUAAGGGUAAAGUUAUACAGGUCUGUGCAAUAUGAAUACCUAACUUCAGUUUUGCACCAAUAGACAAUAGAGAAACAGAAAAGAUGCUUGAAGAUUUAGGUUGUUUUUAUAGUAAUAUAAAUAAAAUAAAUCCUUUUUAAUAAUUGUUACUUUUAAUAGUAAUCUUGUAUUAUAAUUUGUAUUUAAACUAUUUAUUUAUUUUACCUAAUUCAUCAAUGUAAUAAUACAAGUAAUAUUAAAAGAAAAUGAAACAAAACGUUAAUAAUUAGCUGCCUUCCUUCAUUGAUUAGAAAUUUAAAUAUUACCAAAUUUACUACAAUGAAUGUUGUCUAAAUAAAUGAUUGGGUCUAAAUAUCAUUUAUUGCUAUCUAAAAUGAGUCAUUAUUAUUUUUUUUAAAGUGUAGUCCUUUAUGUGUGGCAUGAUUAUAUUAAGAAGAUAAAUGACAAAUCCAUUAACCAGUGGCAUAGAAGGGGGUGUGGAGGAGGCAGCCUGCCCUAGGCGGUCCUUUUUUCCUUAUAACCUUAGCUAUGCCACUGAAAUGAAAAUAUAGUCUUUUAAAAAAGGUGUCCAUAUAUAUUAUUUAUUUUCUAAAUCUCUAGAUUUAAAUAAACUGACAAAGUAAAAGAAACUUUAAACAAAAAUAAAUGUCAAAAAGUAAUAAAGGGAAUAGAUUUAAAAAUCGUAAACUAGUUCACAUGUGUCACAAAACUGUUCUUUCAACUUUCUAGUUUAUACUACAGUGGUGGACUCGGUCUAAAAGUAUUGAGUGCCAGGCAGGAUGCAAAGAGGUCCAACUCACUAUUAGACUAUCAUUUUAUUUUUAUAUAAAAAUUAAAUAUUAACAAAUACAUAAGUGGAGGGGGCCAACCUGACAACCUUGGCAGUCUACCAGUGAGUACACAGGGCAGUCUACCAGUGAGUACACAGGGCAGUCUACCAGUGAGUACACAGGGCAGUCUACCAGUGAGUACACAGGGCAGUCUACCAGUGAGUACACAGGGCAGUCUACCAGUGAGUACACAGGGCAGUCUACCAGUGAGUACACAGGGCAGUCUACCAGUGAGUACACAGGGCAGUCUACCAGUGAGUACACAGGGCAGUCUACCAGUGAGUACACAGGGCAGUCUACCAGUGAGUACACAGGGCAGUCUACCAGUGAGUACACAGGGCAGUCUACCAGUGAGUACACAGUAACAAUACCAGUACUCAAAUAUCUAAUGUUCAUAUUUGAAUUAAACUCCAUUCAAUUAAUGUUCCAGAUAUAAAAAUGAGUCUUAACAUAUAUUUCUCUGGAAGCAUGAGAGGGGGACGCCAGGAUGUGGACAUAUACUACACAAUAAUAGAGCAGCUUCGAAACUAUGGGAAAAUUUUGACAGAGUUUGUAGCUGAUAAGAAUGAAACAUAUGAAAAAGGUUUGUAAAAAUGUGCAAAUAAUUUUUAAAAAAAAUUUACUGGUGUGCUCAAUAUCCUACCAGUGAAUACCAGGACAAAUUGUCUAUCAUUGUGCUCAUGGUUUAUGAUUGUACCAGUAAACUUCUUCUUCUUCCACAAAGGUCUCAUUUUUCUCAAAAGCAAUACUCACUAAUGAGAUUUUAAAAAAAAAUAUUUAAAAAAAAACACUCAAACUGUUCCAUGAGAGUGAUGGAUUCCCCAUGUUAUUUCAACAUUGUCAAAUUUCUGACUCUUUGUAAUGCUGACAGUGGUAAAGAAAAACUUUUUUAUCCAGUCAUUAUUUUACUUUGUUGAUCAGUUGAUGACAAAACUAUCCACGACAAAGAUGUUAGCAUGUUGGAGGAAAGCCAUUGUAAGUAUAUAAAGCUUGGGGCUGUGUGAGUAUUUCUGCUACCUGCUUAAUCCUCUGAAGCAACUCAUGCCAGUAGCGGUUUCAGGCAGCAUCCAUUUUCCUCAAUCAAAUUGAUAAAGAGUGGUUCCUUUUUCCAAAGUUUUUGCCAUAGUAAAAGGUAACUUUUUUUGCCAUAGUAAAAGGUAACUUUUUGUUGUCAUAGUAAAAGGUAACUUUUUGUUGCCAUAGUAAAAGGUAACUUUUUGCCAUAGUAAAAGGUAACUUUUUUGCCACUGUAAAAGGUAACUUUUUUGCCAUAGUAAAAGGUAACUUUUUUGCCAUAGUAAAAGGUAACGUUUUUGCCAAAGUAAAAGGUAACUUAAAAAAAAUAUAUAUAUAUAAAUCUCUCAUUUUCCUUACAUAAAUUGCCUAAAAAUAUGUUAAGUUUACCUCAAUUAAAAAUAUGUUAUCCCUAUUAAGUUUACUAAAGAUGCUGCCAGUUUUGUGAAUUCAUGAAAUUUUUUUUCUACUUCAAACCAACCCCCCCCCCCCCCCCCCCCCCNCCCCCCCCAAAAAAAAAUCAAAUCACUUCACUAUUUCUUGUAGGUAUUGUUGCUGAAGUAACCCAGCCCUCCCUUGGAGUUGGUUAUGAGAUAGGAAGGGCAGUGGCCAUGAAAAAACCCAUCCUUUGUCUUUACAGGCCGCAGGAAGGAAGAUGUAAGUUUAAUGACUUAAUAAAAAAACUAUAUCAGUUUUUCUUUUUAUUUAGAAAAUGGAAAUAUAUGAUGGGAAUAUUUUAAUCAAGUUUAGAAUCUACUUAACAGCCAGAUCUGAGCAUAAUGUUUUUUAAGUAUUGUUGCUUAGGUAACAAAAUAAAGAUCAACUCAUAAGAGGAUUGGCUGUUCUAAGAACAGCCUCAAAGUCAACAACAUGAAUAUUCGGCAGGUGUCGUACCUGUACUACCCCGUUCAAGUGGACAGACGAAGAACAAACUUUUUAGUGUAGUAAUUUUAAGAGUAGAAAAGAAACAGUGUAUAUAAAAAUAAAAUAUAGAAAGUGUUAUCUUUGUUCCUAUGAUUGAAUUUGGCUUGGACUCUAAAGAUAGUACCAGUAAUGUGGUGGUUGAUGUUUAAUACUGGUGGUAAACAUGGUGAUGGCAGUCAACUUGUAAAACUUUAUUGAUGAUGAUCUUCUGAUACAAGUUUUUAUAGAAGUUAUUUAAUCGAUUUUGAUUCUAAUCCAUUUUACGCUUAAUGCAUUUUUUUUUUUUUAAAAAGAUCAUGAAUAAUCAUAAUGUCUGUAGCCCACUUGUCUUCAGUUGUGUAUUUUAAUCCCAGCAUUUUUUUCCCAAGAUGGCGAUGCCAAUAUGAUUUAGUUGAUGCCUUCAAGGUCCAGAAGUAACAUCUAAGCAAUGUUCCUCAUGAUAAACACAAGAUUAGCAGUUCAAUGCACAUUCAACAAAUUCAAAACACUUUGAUUCAAAAUGAAACAUACAAAAUCUCAAAAACUAUUUAAAAAAUUUGGAAAAAAAGCACAAAUGCAAUCCUAUCACCGGCAGUGCAGCGCCCAGGUUGUUCUCUCAUUACACUUUCCUCUUGUUCUCUGUGGUUGUGUUGAUGGUAUCUUUUUUUUUCUUCUUUAAAUUCAUUUACCAUGAAAUAAAAUAUGUGUCUUUUAGUUAAACUUCUCCCCUUACCCAUUCCAAGAAACAAAUGAGUUAUAAAUAGAAUUAUUAAAGAAGUGUCAUCGUAUUUUUUAGUAUUCACCUUUUGGUCCAACAAAAUUGUUAAUGAAAAAUUGAAAUAGCAUAUUAUUCACCUUUUGGUCCAAUUCAAUUUUUUAUGAAACAUUGAGAUAACAAUCAUUUUAUUCAAAUUUCGGUCGCAAUGAACUGCACAACUUGUCACAGGGGAUUUUAUAAUUGUCAGUGGUGCAUGAUCUUUAGUUUGAUUUGAAAAUGACCUGUUACUGAGCGAAAACGUGUAAUAGAAUGGGGUGAUGCUUUGUUAAAAAUUAAAAAAAAAAUUCAAACUAAACUUUAAUUAAAAAAACCCACCUAAUUUUGAAUUGAUUUGCCCUCCAUAUUAUUAUUUGAUAACCUAAAGAAUGCCAGUGACACCUUUGGAUUGCAUAUGCAGCUGGUAUUUUUUUUGAAGUCACUUUCUUUUCAAGAGUUUGUACUUGUACCCUAAAGUUAUUUAAAAAUUAUUUAAAAAAAAAAUUAAUGACUUAUUAUUGUUUCCCCAGUACUCUCUGGCAUGAUACGAGGUGCACACAAUGGAACCACUUUCAUAGUUAUUGACUACAAAGUUGUAUCAGAGGUUCCUGACAUUCUCAGCAAAUUUUUCAGCAACUUAACGUCAUCAUAAUAACCUCACAGUGCAUCUUGACCUAACACAGUUUUAUGCCUGCGCCACUCAUAGCACUUGAACAUGGUGGAACGAUUGUGUUGUCAAAAUGUUCAAAAUCAAUACGUUAAAAAAUAAUGUGCAACAUAAAAAGGGAGUCUGUUUUUAUGACAUGAAUUGUAUGUUAAGGGGACAUAGAUUGGAUGUAAAGGGGAUUUUCAAAUCUUUGAACAUUUCAUUUAACACAGAAGAUCUCGAAUAAAAAGUUUGAAUUUUUUCUGUAUUGCCUGGUUACUACUACACUAUGGAUGCAGAAUUAAAAACCAGUUUCCCCCAGACCCAGUAGAACUAUUUUCUGAAAUCUUUUGGCAGAGAGAUAUUUUUAAUUGGUGCGGCUUCCGAUAUUUUAACUGUGUUAACCACCUGUUUGGUGAUGCACAUUUUGAAAACAAAAAUCACCAGACGUAAUGCUGGGGUAAAACUUAAACUUUGCAGAGCCGCUUUCAAUUUCCAUGCUAAAAACAUGAGCCUUCAAUCCUUAUUUGUUGUUUCAAUCAUACUUUGUUACACUGUUAAAAAGUCAUUAAAAUAUAGGCCUAGAAUAAGUUAUAUAAUAAUAAUAAUAAUAACAUCUGUUCAGUUUGUCAGAUAGCUUUCAUUAUUUGGCUGUAUGCUUUUACACUAUAUUUUAUUAUUGUUCUUAAAAUUGAUGUUGUCAUAAUAAAGAUAUAAAUAAAAAAGUAAUUUUUUAAAAA
Messenger RNA from Lymnaea stagnalis (great pond snail), 5637 nucleotides. Lineage: Eukaryota; Metazoa; Mollusca; Gastropoda; Lymnaeidae. The record is from the annotation of a GenBank genome assembly.